AUGAAGGGUCUCACUGCCAAGGAGUUGGUCGAGCAUCCUGGCUUCAAGCAUCUAAAGUGGAAUCUGCCCAAAGACCAGGAGGGUCAUGCUGAGGUGGCCCAGGGCCGGGCUGGUGGGCCUUUCAAAUUGGGAUAUGAUGUCCAUGGAAAGGGAGACAAUCGCAUAGUGUGGAUUAUGGGCCUUGGUGCUUAUCGCACAGCCUGGAAACGCCAAAGUCGCUACUUCGGCCACACGCACCCGGAAUAUGCCUCUCUCGUCUUCGACAACCGCGGUGUUGGUGUAUCAGAUAAACCAACAUGCCGCUACUCAACCUCAGAAAUGGCCAAGGACAUCGUCGAUCUAUUGAUCCAUAUCGGCUGGUUGAACGCCGACCGCUCGCUCCCGGACCCUAAGGAAAAGCUGAACGUCGUCGGCGUGUCCAUGGGCGGCAUGAUUGCACAGGAGCUGGGACUGAUCCUCCCAACGGGCACACUCAACACUCUCUUCCUCAUCUCCACUUGGCCACGGGCUGUCAGAACAGUACCUUUCAUGGAAAACCUGCGACAGCGGAUCAAUAUGUUCAUUCCGCGCGAUAUCGAUGUUCAACUAGACGGCAUCAGCGAUCGACUAUUCUCCGAUGAGUUUCUACAGCUGCCUGACACUGAAGGUGAUGAGCCAUACGGCCCGGGUGGACCCAACUACCCAACGAAUCGUGACCGGUACUGCGCGGGUGAAAUGGAGAAGCGCCUGGACAAAGAGGGGUUUACCAAAAAGGCCUUCAUCCUGCAGGCCAUUGCGGCAGGCUGGCAUUACAAGAGUACGCAGCAGGUGCAGGAGAUGCGUGAUCAUGUAGGAAAGGGAAGGAUCGCGGUUGCCCAUGGCAAACUGGACAGGAUGAUCACAUACAAUCAUGGCGAGCUGCUGAGAGACGAGAUUGGAGAGACGGUCGAGUGGAAGAGCUACGAGAAUCGCGGCCACGUGCUGAUGUGGGAGGAAGAAAAGGACUUCAACUCAUGGGUGGCUGGGUUCAUUGAACAAUGCAAAUCCAUGGAGAGCUGA
This is a messenger RNA of Cyphellophora europaea CBS 101466, 1038 nucleotides long. RefSeq lists its product as uncharacterized. The transcript has 2 exons. Lineage: Eukaryota; Fungi; Ascomycota; Eurotiomycetes; Chaetothyriales; Cyphellophoraceae. The coding region runs from base 1 to 1038 and encodes 345 amino acids. The record is from RefSeq and is a predicted model, not a curated record.